ACUGUUCAUUCUCAGUUUGUGCAAAAAAUUUAUACUACAUAGUGCAAAUUAACAGCGAUGUCUUCUCCUCCGAUUGAUAACCGUUAUCCAGCGUUUGAGUCACCGGAAAAUAAGGACGGCGCUCCGCUGUAUCACAGCACAGAUGGGUUUAUCCCGCUUGGCUUCAGCACACCGCAACACAGGAGUUCGACACAAAAAGACCACUCCAACCGCAAAUAUUACUCUGCUCAGCCAAAGUACAUGUUGCCGCGAGAAAAGGGACACCGCAACCGCGGUCGCUUUCAGCAACACUCGCAAGGCGGUACAGGUCCUCUCGAAAAAUCGUCUCCUGGAAGCGAAGACAGUCGUAGUUUUGGUUCCCAUCAGGAGCAACACCACAGACAUGCUAACAAUCGCAACUGGAAACAGCACGGUUAUCAGCAACGCCAUAGGCAACAUCAACAUCAACAAAAGAGAAAUAGAUUCGGUUUUGGCCAUCAGGGUAACGAUAAUAGUAACGAUGACGUUAGAGACUAUUUCCAUCCCUCGAUGUUAGAGGACCCUUGGGCACAUUUAGAGCAAAAAUCGCAGCAUGAGCCGGCGGAUUGCGAUUCAAGCGAUGCCGCAGAUAGGGAAGGGGAUGCUGCUGCUAGUGAUGUGGGAGAAGAAUGAAACGCUCGAACAAGUACCUGCUGUAUGAUUAUUUGAAAC
This is a messenger RNA of Sabethes cyaneus, 690 nucleotides long. RefSeq names its product M-phase-specific PLK1-interacting protein-like. NCBI's taxonomy places the organism in Eukaryota, Metazoa, Arthropoda, Insecta, Diptera, Culicidae. The coding region runs from base 58 to 651 and encodes 197 amino acids. The transcript is spliced from 2 exons. The record is from RefSeq and is a predicted model, not a curated record.